AUGUGCAAGCAUCUGCUGGAGCCUCUCUACCUUCGAACGGUCAUCGAUGACCCUGUCGGCGCUGCCAAUCGGAUCAAGGUCAACAAGAACGUCAACGCCAAAAAGUCUAACAUCAUCGACAUCGGGAGACGCCACCUUCCCACAGGAGCGGCCGCCAAGGGCAAGGGCCGAGGUACGGGCUCGUCGUCUGCCACCUCCACCACUUCGUCCAAGAAUUCGGCCGGUGAGAAUACCAUCCCGGCGAUCAAGUCGUCACAUGGCCGAGCUUCUCAGCAACGACAGACCACUCCGACCCCGAUCGCACGCAGCCAGCGCGUGGCGACCUCUGCUCGUCGGGCUGCCGUGCCGAGUUCCUUCGUGCCCUUGUCCUCGGGCACCGCUCCUGUCACCAACCCGGAGACCAUGGUUCUCCGCCUCCCCGCCAACCAUGCUCUGGCUGCUGCGCGUGCCAAGCGCGCCAACGAGACUGGCCCCCCUCUGAAGCAGUCGUCGGCGGCGCAGCAGCCCGGGGUUCCCCCUUACACCGGCCUGAUUCCUCUGUCUGCGCUAGCGUCGAAGUGGCAGCAGCCGGUGGGGGCAUCACAGAGCAAGGUUUCCGGGAGGCUGAAGGGCCCUCACACUGAGACCUCCGCUGACGCAGAGGCGGCAUCGUACAAGCGGGUGCGCCUGUGA
Molecule: messenger RNA, 672 nt
Organism: Penicillium riverlandense
Lineage: Eukaryota; Fungi; Ascomycota; Eurotiomycetes; Eurotiales; Aspergillaceae
Exons: 1
Coding region: 1-672 (223 amino acids)
Source: RefSeq, a predicted model, not a curated record